AUGUUACCUCCAAUUGUGCAAGCACCAAAAUUGGAGCUAAAAGCUUUAUCGGAUCACCUAAAAUACUUGUAUUUAGGUGAUGGUGAAACAUUGCAUGUCCUCAUCUCAAAAGGACUAACAAUGAAUCCAGGAAGAAAGGAUUGGACCCUUCAUUUAGAUGACGCUCUUUGGGCUUACCGCACGGCUUGGAAAACUCCUAUAGGAAUGUCCUCUUAUCAGUUAGUUUUUGGUAAAGCAUGUCACUUACUAGUAGAAAUUGAGCAUAAAGCCUAUUGGGCAGUUCGACGGUGCAAUAUGGACAUAGAUAAAGCUGGGAUGUCAAGGCUACUGCAAUUGCAAGAAUUGGAGGAGUUGCAAUUGGAUGCUUAUGAGAAUUCGAGAAUUUACAAAGAAAAGUCCAAGUUAUUCCAUGAUAACAUACUUAUUAGGAAACAAUUUGAGAUUGGUCAAAAAGUAUUGUUAUAUAAUUCUCGAUUGAAGCUUAUGCUUGGUAAGUUUCGUUCUCGAUGGAUCGGUCCAUUUGUUGUUACUAAUGUGUUUUCCUAUGAUGCAGUGGAAAUUAAAAGCUUGGAUUCAGAUAAAAUUUUUAAAGUGAAUGGUCAUAGAUUGAAGAUCUUCCACGAUGGUGAAAUUGCUUCAUGUCUCAUUAGUCUUCCUUUGGAUCACCCUACUUAUUUUAAUGACUAA
Messenger RNA from Ricinus communis (castor bean), 687 nucleotides. RefSeq lists its product as uncharacterized. The transcript has a single exon. The record is from RefSeq and is a predicted model, not a curated record. Gene Ontology annotation, molecular function: nucleic acid binding. NCBI's taxonomy places the organism in Eukaryota, Viridiplantae, Streptophyta, Magnoliopsida, Malpighiales, Euphorbiaceae. The coding region runs from base 1 to 687 and encodes 228 amino acids.